GGUCACUAGCCCCGAGAGUAAUGCAGCGGAGUUUUGCCGACGAAAAUUACAGCGGUGUCGUCGCGAACGCGAAUCUCGCGACUCGCGGUUUACAAUCCGAGUAUCAGUGAUAAAAAAUUUUCUAAUCCUGCUUGUAUUAUUACUGUAAUAAAUAAAUAUAUUAAAUGACUGAACUAAUGACUAAUACAUAUAAAUAAAUAGUGAAUUUAAAAAUAUGUUAAUUGAAUAAAAGUUAUGAUAAAAGUGUCGUCGAAGAAUAAAAAAUAAUCAAGAAAGAGUCACACCUCGAUGAUACGAAUAAUAUAUCUAUUCUCCGGCUUGUAUUCACUGUCUCACUCAUUCUCAUUUCACUUAACAUAUAUAUAUACAUAUAAACUUUUUUUUUUUAUUGAUAAUGUAAUGCGCCAUUAACAUUUCAGCAUGACAAUAUUAUAUUUUAUUUAAAUAUAAUAAGCGGUAUAUAUUUAUAAUAAACUGAUGAACGAGGGCUUGAUAAGAUGAGAAGGUUAUGUUGACGUUAAUGAACUGGAGAAUGUCAAGAAGCUAAAUAAUGUCAGCGACUCAAUAAGCUGUCAGUCAAUUUCAUUUUUAAAAUCAAAAUUUUAUUUCCCUCAUGACCUAGACAAUAUUUUAAAAGUUGACAACCGAAUCCUGUCAGUUUUCAGUGAGUGCUGUAAUUAUUGAUUUCAUUUUGUUGAUAAAUUAUAAAAAUAUAUGUGAAGAAUUUAAAUUAUGAAAUUUUAAAUAUCUCGUAAUUGUGAGUAAUUUUAAAAAUCUAGUGAAAGUACUUGAAGAUUUAAAAACCAGUAAUUAUUACGUGAAAGUUAUAUAUUUUUUUUAGAUUUGUAAUUGUAGUUUAUGAAUUAUUGAAGACUAAUCAAAAGUUAAAUUUAUGUAAGAGACGUAAUAAAAAUUUUAAAUUAAUUAAUAAGUGAUUUUAAUUAUACUGUGAAGUUUUAAAGUUGAUAAAGUUGUCAGUUGUUGUAUUGAAUGUGAAAGUUUUGGAGGAAGAAAAUAAAAAAAAAACAAUAUUCCUAACCUGCUGGACGAUGUGAGGGACGAGGAGGAAGAAGAGGUGAAGAGGAUGCUGAAGAAGAAAUUUAUUUAUCGGCGGAGUAAAUUAAAGUACGGCCGAUAAAAGUUGAUAUUCGCCGGCUGUAAAGCGCACGAUUUAUCAAGGCUAAAUAAAAUAUAAAAGUGUUGCUCCGAGUUACCCAGGUUGGAUCGAGAAGAGUGAGAUGUGAGUCAACUAGACUGAGGGAUGUCAGAGAACCCGGUCAGCAAUCCCGAAGAGGGAGAGAGCUCUCCCUAUAUCGGAUCAUCGUCUGCAAGUAAAAGUCCUGGUGCUACAGCAGAGCGCCUUGAUAAGAAAGUCGAGCUGAAAAAUUCAUCAGAGUUUAAAAAUUCAAAGGAAAAGGAUGAUGUCAACUCUACGUCACAUUCUCGAAGGUCAUCUAAAGAAUGCGAACAGGUCGAAGGUGUCCUUGAUGAAACAGCACAAUCACCAAUGCAGCGUGCAACAAAAUCUGUACGUUCUGAAGCUCCGGAGGUUUCUAAAGUGGAAGAAAUACUUGUAGACCCAAAGACAUCGAUGACAGAGGAAGCUGAAGAAAAUUUGGAAAUAAAUCAAACGUCAUCAACAGUAUCCGGCUGCCGAAGCGAAGAUUCAGAGCUGGGGAUCGCCGGUCCAGCAACAGCUGCCGAAAAUGUGUUGCACGAUGAUGAAUUGUUGGAUCCACCCAAAGACCAGGCAGAGACGGUUGCCGAGUGGAUGGAGCGCUCGUCUCUCCAUGAUACUAAAAACACCCUCAAGAACUCUAAAGAGUUGUCUGUUCAGCCCGCAACCACGGCGACUCGAAAGUCCCAGCGGAUCGUGACAAACAUAAUAAAACGGAGUAUAAAAUGUUUGAACAAGAUGCACGCGAUGGAGUGCGCCUCGAGCCCUGGUAACAAAACCGUAAAUGACAAGAAAGACGAUACUACUACUGGGGAUUCACCAAAGGUACCGCAGAAUCGUCAGAACGGAGCGGCAUUACCGGAGGAAACGACCACUCCAGCGUCAGUAACUACUGGACGGGUUAAAGUUGAAAGACUUGCCAACAGUUUGGUUAAAAAGGAACGUCAGUCGGAUGAUGAGGAUUGUAAUCAAGUAAAGAAGAAAUCGAGAACGGUAGCUAGUAAAGAAACACGCAAGAGACGUUCUACUGAUGAGACGUCGUUUUCUACAAAUGGUAAUCCCAAAAGAAUAUGCUUUGAACAGAGAGAAAGGUUCAUUGACUCUCUUGUUGGCUGCGACAGAAUCACCGCCGAGGAAUUGGCGACCAGAGCAGAUGAGUUACGAGCUGAAGUUCAGGCACUGGAUGAGCUUGCGAGAGCCAAAGAAAUGGAGUGGAAUGAAAUUCUAAGCAUGAGGAAACUGAAAGAAGAAGCUUACCUGAGGGUUGAGAGAAAGAGACAAGUGAUGGGUUAUCUAGAGAACAAUAAUGGUCAGAUAUCUGACAGUUUACCACCAGCGAGUCUUUCGUUGAUGCCUGAGUGGGCUGAGUCCCAUCGAGAAGCCAGUCAAGAACGCCGGGCUCAAGAGACACCAAGUGCUACUGAAGUUAUUCAUGACGAGAGAGUAAACUCGAGAUCCCGGAUAGAAGCAUCCCGUGAAGAUUCUCAAACUAUGGAGGAGGAUAUUUCACCAGCUAUUUCUAAAGGUGAUGAUGAGGUGGCGAAUUUGAGUCAAAAGUCCUCGAGGAAUUCUUCCGGAAUGUCUUCCAAACACAAUCAGCAGCAGCUUAUUGAUGGACGUAAGCAGAGACGUUCUGCUGCUGAGCAAAAUUUAGAUAACAGGCAAAUUGGCGAGGGCAGACAAGGACCGAUUGUUGAUGUAAGAUCAAUUAUCGCUGACUAUCGACUGCGUCAUCCGGAGACGGUGCCUCGUCGUGGCAGAAGAAUGAGAAAUUCUGUAAAUGUAAAUCUCGGCGCUGGUGGUGCGAUGGUCGAAACAAGUCACGGAGACUCGCGACCAUCGAGCACUGACUCUUGUAAAAGUAAUUCGAAUAUCGGUGAUGUUAACAAUCCAAUGAGUUUCAAAGAUGUCCUCGUGCAAUUCGCCAAACUUAGUCAACAGCAGGGUGAACCUGUCAAGACACCGCAGAAUUAUCCAGACGUAACCUUGCAUCCUGUCGCCCCGACGUCUGUCACCAUAAAUCCAGCAGCACCUACCCAGCAAACUGGAUCACUUCUUCACGGAAUAUUGACUAAGAAUCAAACUCCCCGACCUACAACAUUCUCGCCAACUCUCGCCAGGUUAUUAACGGCACCGGAGAGAGAAAGAAACUCUGCGGCAACGGCUGCAGUGAUGAGUCAACAAAUAACCCACGGGCAAAAUCUUCUCCAAGCUUAUCAAGGAACCAAUCCCGUUUCUAUCAGUGAUCUUCUUUCUUCUUCCAAGGCGCGAACAGAAAUAACAAUUACUCCAGUAGUCAACACUCAAAUGCCGUCUACGCACUUGAACAACGUCGUUCACGUGGAUGAUGUUGAAGAGGACAAUUCUCUUAUUGAUGAGAGAGAUACCAGACGAGGUUCAAGUGCCCGUGAUAAUCGGGAGGAUCGUGAUACCCCACCUCGUUGUCAAGGAUGUCACGACCGUGCUGCUCAGUUUGUUUGUGCUGGCUGUGGUAAUCAAUGGUAUUGCAGUCGUGAAUGCCAGGUUUCCGCUUGGGAUGAACAUUCAGAAGUGUGCUCUGGUUAGCAUUAACAGCCAUCUUCUCGACAGUGCUCAUAAUAAAUCGAGAAGAAAAUCCUGAAUUAAUGGGAAAAUAAAUCUAGUCAGGGGAAAGAGAUAAAAAAAUGAUAUUGUUUUUUAAAGACAACUACGAGCGUCAUGAUGUUGAUAAGAGUAUUAAUUUAAUUUUAUACGGCCUCCAGUUGAUAAAAGUUAGAUUUUUAAAUAUAAACACGUUAUUAUUUUUUUAAUUAGCGUCGAACAAACAAUAUUAUUAUUUUUAAUUUGGAUUAAUACUUUUUUUAAAUAACAGCCUCAAAAUUUCCAGGUGAAACUACUAUUUAUAAUUAAUUAAUUAUUUUAUUAUAUUGUAAAUUAAGUUUUAUUAUUUUUAUUUGUUAAUGUUUAUUAUCAUUAUUAUUAAUUUUUUAAGUAGAUAUAUAUUUUUAAAAAGAAGAAAUUUAAGUUUGCAAGCAGGUUCUGGCAUUUUUGAGGCUGAUAAAUUCAGCGGUAAGAAGACUUAUAAAAUUUUAAACUCGAAUUCUUUUAAAUAAUUUAUGAAAAUACUUGAGUUUAUUUUAUUUUUUAUUUUAUUUAUUCUUAUUAUUAUUAUUAUUAAUAUAAUAAUAAAAAUAUUUGUUACCAAGUCUAAAUAUAAUAAUUAAAAUAAUAUAUAUAAGAGAUAGAAAAAAAAGCACUCGAUUCAAUGGAAUUGUCGAUGAUAAUUAGAUUUUAAUAAAACUUUUGUAAACUUUAGUAUAUUUUUAAAAAUCGAUAAUUCUUAUUGCGUAAGUGUUAAUUAUUAAUAAUAAGAUAAAAUAAUUAUAUAUUAAUUUUAAAAUAAGGUUC
Molecule: messenger RNA, 4564 nt
Organism: Microplitis demolitor
Lineage: Eukaryota; Metazoa; Arthropoda; Insecta; Hymenoptera; Braconidae
Exons: 6
Coding region: 1262-3742 (826 amino acids)
Source: RefSeq, a predicted model, not a curated record